Molecule: messenger RNA, 1333 nt
Organism: Neltuma alba
Lineage: Eukaryota; Viridiplantae; Streptophyta; Magnoliopsida; Fabales; Fabaceae
Product: 2-alkenal reductase (NADP(+)-dependent)-like
Exons: 6
Coding region: 183-1223 (346 amino acids)
Molecular function (GO): oxidoreductase activity, acting on the CH-CH group of donors, NAD or NADP as acceptor
Source: RefSeq, a predicted model, not a curated record
ACAACGCGCCGCCCGAUCCACAGAACAUUGGCUGUGAACAUCCAGCUUUUGUACAAAGGAAUCUAGGAAAGCGAGAUGUUGCGAUUGUAAGAGGAUUCCAUUUUGUCUCUGCGUUCCGUUUCGUGGAUAUAAAUGAGUCAGUGACCGCCGUGAUAGAGCGCAACGAAGGAGAAGAAGAAGAAAUGGAAGUGAGCAACAAGGUGGCAGUGAUAAAGAAUCACAUAGAGGAUACACCGAAAGAGUCUCACUUUGAGCUCAAAACUGAGAACUUAUCCCUUUCACUGGUGCCUGGUUCUGACGAUGUCAUCGUUAAGAAUCUCUAUAUCUCCAUCGAUCCCUACCAGAUUAAUCGCAUGAAGAGCCAUAGCUCCUCUCAGAAAGCCAUAUACUUCGCAGCCCCCAUCACCCCUAAUCAGGCAAUUGAUGGUGUUGCUAUUGGGAAAGUGGUGGCUUCUGGGAGUCCUAGGUUUCAGAAGGACGAUGUUGUUGUGGGAGUGUUCACGUGGGCCGAGUACAGCUUGGUUAAAGAAGCGAGCAUUAUUAACAAACUGGACCACUCUGAAUUCCCACUCACUUACCAUCUUGGAAUUCUAGGGUUCAAUGGAUUAUCAGCUUAUGCUGGGUUCUUUGAAUUGUGCAAACCCAAAAAAGGGGAAAAAGUAUUUGUAUCCGCUGCUUCUGGAUCUGUAGGAAGUUUGGCAGCACAAUAUGCAAAGCUUUUUGGUUGCUAUGUGGUUGGUUGUGCAGGAAGCCAGAAAAAGGUGGAAUUACUGAAGCACAAGCUGGGACUUGACGAUGCAUUCAACUACAGAGAAGAAACAGACUUAAAAUCUGCUCUCAAAAGGUACUUUCCAGAAGGGAUAGACAUAUAUUUUGACAACGUUGGAGGAGACAUGUUGGAGGCAGCAGUGGACAACAUGAAUGCAUUUGGAAGAGUGGCUGUGUGUGGGGUGAUGUCUGAGUAUACUGAUCCAGGGAAGCGAGCUGCACCAGACAUGCUCAACGUUGUUUACAAGAGACUUAACAUCAGAGGAUUUCUGGCCGCUGAUUUCUUAAACAUUUUUCCAGAUUUUGUCUCUUGCACAUCUGACCACCUUCGUAGUGGGAAAUUGCAGAAUCUUGAAGACAUUUCAUCUGGGCUUGACACCAUCCCUUCUGCUUUCAUCGGACUCUUCCAUGGAGAUAACAUUGGAAAGAAAAUUGUUAAAGUUGCAGAACAGUGAUGGAGAGAAUAACGAGUGAGAUUAUGAUGAGAGAGAGGUUACAGGAUAACGUGACAUGAAACUCACCUGCAUCUUUAUGAAUAAAACUUUAUAUAUUUGCUCUAGUUUAA